UUCUUCAGUCACUCCACCCAAACACACAACCACUUCACCCCUGUCUAGACCCAUCACCACAACUACAAGCACAACUCGCACAACCAUUCCCCAAACUGGUUCUGUCCCUACAGGGACCACCAUAAAACCCACAGGCCCUAGCACUGCUGGGAUAAUGUCAACCACUGGCACACAAUCAGGCACACACACUCAGCACAGCACAACCAUUCCUUCCUCUUUCCCAACAUCCACCACUCUCCCUCACACAACAAUGACCUCCUCAUCUGUCCCUUCCAGCUCACAAACAUCUACUACACUCACCACGGCAACCGUGAAGGGUACCACUGGGACCACGCCAACUGGGACUCCCUCCCCAUCCUCCCACAGAACUACAUCUUUACCAAGCCCAGCCUUCUCUGGAACUACCAGUCCCGCUCCCUCCCCUAGCCUUUCUGUCACAUCAGCCACCACUCGUCACCACAGCAUUGCCCCCCUCACCAGCAGCACAGCUAAGGUUACUUUACGCCAUACCACUGCAGCACAACACAGUACAAGCAUUCCUUCAACUUUCCCAACAUCCUCCUCUUCCCUGUCUCAAUGACUUCCUCAGCCAUCCCGUCUUCCAUGCACACCUCUUCCAUCACUCUGUCCAAACCCCCUGCCACCGUCCCCUCUGUGUCCACCCCUUUGCCCUCCUCUCCCCUGCCUUCUUCCCCUUCCACCACCUCAUUUCCUGGGACCAAACCCUUUUCCUCCCCUCUCAGCUCUGUCACUUCUGUCUCGCCGUCAAGCCACAGAACCCACUCCCAUCUCACCUCUUCCAGUGCAGCCCUUCCUUCCUUUAGCACAGAAAGCUUUACUUCUGUCCCCCCCAUUUCUUCCCAUGUGACUCAGUCCUCUCCCUCAUCACUACCCUCUCCUGCCUCCUUAGGCCCAACUAGCUCCCUGACCAGCCUCUCCUCCCCCGCCUCCACAUUUGAACCCCCAGUCCGGACAACUCUGAUUUCUCCUGUGCCCACCCCAAGCCUCCACCCCCCAUCUAGCACCGUGUCUGAGACCACUUCGGCGGUGCUUCCCAAUGUGUCCAUGUCUACCGCGUUUCGAACCAGCAGCCCCCCUGGCACGGGCUCUCCACCCACCCCGUCCUCCAUCUCCUCCCCUGGGACCAGUUCUGCCUCAGCUUCUCCCCCCCACAGCCUUUCAGCCUCCUCCCCUGUGUUUUCCACCAUUCUCACCACGCCUGUGUCCACCUUCUCCCCCUUACCCAGCAGUCCCACUGUCCCCUCGCCAGGGACGGCUUCAUCAUCUGCCCCUCAGCCCACCACCCCCACUUCCCACCCAUCUCGGCCCUCUGUCCCCAGCUCGUCUCCACCUGCUCCUGCUUCCACAACCCCCAUGGCUGUGUCUACUCCGAGAACUUCCUUCAGCACCCCAGCUCUCCCCACUACUUCCAGCCGGUUUACCACAUCCCAGUCGACUGUGCUCACCACUUGGGUCUCCACGCCGAUCGGAUUCACGCCCUUCCCUUUGUCCACCACAAGCCUGACCUCAGCCCCUCCAGCCCCGUCCACAGUUCGGACCACCAUGCUCCCGACCAGCUCCGCCCCAGGGCCUUCCAGCUCAGUCUCCUCCCCAGCCAGCACCUGGCCCUCCGGCUCCACGGCCGGUGCCUGCAGUGUGAAGGAGUACGUUGAAGAGAUUACCUUCCAGGGCUGCACGGCCAACACCACUCUGACCCGCUGUGAAGGAUUCUGCCCCUCCUCCUCCAGAAUCAAUCCGAGUACCUUGAAGAUGGAGACGGGCUGCGGCUGCUGCCAUCCGCUCACCACCUACACCAAAGACCUCCCGCUUCACUGUCCAGACCGAGGGACGCUCGUGGUCCAAGUGCAGAUGUUCAGCAGCUGUGUGUGCAAUUCCCAGCGCUGCGCACCCUGAUGGCGAUGUCUGCGCGCUGCCACGGGUGCUCGGGGUCCACUGGGAACCGCAGGCUCUUGUGCCCCAAAUCAGCAGCACAGCAAGUGCGCCCGCCCUGCUCUGGGGCUCUGACCCUCACCCCGCGGCUGCCCAGAUGGGGUCAUUUGGACGCUCUCCUUGGACAACUUCCCCCAAACUGACUAAAGGGAAGGAGGACCUUGUCAUUUCUAACCCUCUCGGAAUGAGACUGGGGUCAGGCUGGCCCUGAGACAGAGGCGGGGUGCUGGCACCUGGACCCUAGAAGAAAAGGGGCUGGUGCAGGCUGGGCCCCAGCGCACCUGCCCCCCUCCCUCCACCAGGACGGUGCCUCCGAUUUCUGUAUUUUAAGGGUUAGAUGUAAAUUUUUUGAAUAAAAAAUCUUUGCUAGAUUAAUCAAA
This is a messenger RNA of Antechinus flavipes (yellow-footed antechinus), 2330 nucleotides long. Its product is annotated as mucin-6-like. The transcript has 3 exons. The record is from RefSeq and is a predicted model, not a curated record. The coding region runs from base 577 to 1914 and encodes 445 amino acids. Lineage: Eukaryota; Metazoa; Chordata; Mammalia; Dasyuromorphia; Dasyuridae.